AUGAACGAAAAAGGCUCUUCGGUCGCUCCCGCCCGGCUUCGCCGAACGGAAGCCACAGAACCCACUCCGAACUCCGACCACUGUCGGCCAUUGGUCGGUCGUAGCGGUCUAGAAUUUUACCACUUUCUAGCGGUAGCGACGAAAUGGGAAAAUUCCGUUCAACAGAACUCAAACAUUGAUCGGCUUCCAGUAGACUUGGAAAAAUCAGACCUAGCGACCCUAACGAUUAGCAAAUCGAGGGAGGA
Molecule: messenger RNA, 245 nt
Organism: Racocetra persica
Lineage: Eukaryota; Fungi; Glomeromycota; Glomeromycetes; Diversisporales; Gigasporaceae
Source: the annotation of a GenBank genome assembly